This is a messenger RNA of Ostrea edulis (European flat oyster), 1197 nucleotides long. RefSeq names its product PDZ and LIM domain protein 1-like. Gene Ontology annotation, molecular function: actin binding; muscle alpha-actinin binding. Gene Ontology annotation, cellular component: stress fiber; filamentous actin; Z disc. The record is from RefSeq and is a predicted model, not a curated record. Gene Ontology annotation, biological process: actin cytoskeleton organization; muscle structure development. Bases 305 to 637 code for a protein of 110 amino acids. The transcript is spliced from 3 exons. Lineage: Eukaryota; Metazoa; Mollusca; Bivalvia; Ostreida; Ostreidae.
UAUCCUUUUAAGGCACCUGCCGGUUUUAUCGGAAUGUGAUAGAGAUCCAACACUCCAGCACUUGUUUACGUAUCGCCGCCUGCAACGACUCACAGAGAAAACAUCUUCUGUCGAAUCACCUCGCCUACCUGGGAGAACAAUUUGUAGUUCUGGGGAAAAGUUAUUAAUAGAAAUUGUUCUCUUUCUGUAUCCUUCCCUCCGCCACUUCGACCUUGUACAGCGCUUCUACGGAUGUAGGGAUAUUUUUUAUACAUAUAUUUUGUGUGACAGUGACAUAUUUGGUUCGAUUUAUUUUUUUUGGAAGAUGGCGACUAUGAACAUUCAACUGAGUAAGCAGAGUGUGGGUGACCCCUGGGGAUUCCGGCUGCAGGGGGGACAGGACUUCAGACAGCAGCUCAUGAUCAAGAAGGUUCUGCCUGACAGUCCAUGCAUGGGUCGUCUAUCAGCAGGAGACGCUGUGGUUGGGAUUAAUAACUACAACGCUAAACAACUGACGCAUGCGCAGGCACAAAACCUUAUUAGACAAAGCGGAAAUAACCUACAACUAACAGUCAUAAGGAACCAGAGUGGACUCGACAGAAUAGAAUCCCUAAAGCCCAAAGGACCUGUCAAAUUUUCUCCUUGGAGGCAACAGUAGAGGUGCGUUGUCGUGCACCUGUCGACAGGUGUGCAUGUGUUAAAUGUGUACUGUGUACAUGCACUAAGACGUGCCAAAUGGAUUAGAAAGUGAUACUGAAAUUCACCGUUUGUUUGUUUUUUCAUGGACCUGCCUACGUCAUUUUCUUUUUAAGAAGUUUUCUUUAUUUAUUUUUCCUGCAACGCUUGACUUUUUGAAAAGUUAGUGAACAUGUAAAAUCCAAGGCCAAUUGUGAAAUUAUUCUACAAAAGAAGACGGUGGAAUUGAACAACUUCAUAUAGAAUAGUUUUACGAAUAAUUCUGCUUGUGGAGUUAAUGACAUGCGUCCGAGAUUCCAAAGUCGCUUAAUCCCACAUGUUGAUGACGUCACAGAAGUAUCGGUGAGCCACUCUGUCUCCAGAUGCUAUCCUAGAUGUAAAAUUAGCCAGGCCGACUAUGUGCAAUAUGAUCAUUGUCAAUAUUCAUAAGGUGUGAACAGCUGUUGUUUCACGAUGUAACUGUAUAUAUAAUUACAUUUAUAGGAGAGUUUUAUAAAUAAAGUCAUACGACAUUACAGAAAA